AUGCCUUCGUGUCACACAGACUGCAUUGAAAAAUCAGUGUCAAAUUGGUUUCAUAAACUUGGAGGUUUUGUUGGGAGAAAUCCAUGGUGGUUUCUACUUGUCCCUUUGUUCAUCUCUGCGGGGCUUGGGGCAGGAUUUUAUUUCCUUGAAGAGAGAGAGGCGCAUGGGAUAGAGGACCAGUUUACUCCAAAGGACGGGCCUGCAAAACAGGAGAGACAUUUUGUCAAAGAACAUUUUCCCCAGAAUGAUUCAGAGUUCUCUCGUUUGCGGCUGUAUACCGAGGGGAGCUAUGGGUCUUUCAUCGCUGUUUCAAAGUCAUCCGAUAUCUUGAAUGAGAAGGCAUUUGAGGAGAUCAUAUAUUUAGAUGGAACAGUUAGAGAGAUGGUAGGCCAAAAAGGAAAAACUUAUGAAAAACUUUGUGCCAUGAAAAGUAACAGGUGCUUUUCAAAUGACAUGUUAGAUAUCAUUAAUGGCACAGCUAGUGCAAUUAAGAAGGCAAACUUGACCUUUCCUUAUCAUAAUUCAACGUCAAACACAAUCUUUUUGGGGACAGAACUUGGUGGAGUAGUUUUGAAUUCAAGUAUCAUCGUUAGUGCAAAGGCUGUUCGACUCUUCUACUUUCUCAGAGAAAACAACAAGGCAGAAAAUGAUGAUUGGCUACAUGGGUUUACUCAAGUGUUUUCCAACUUGUCAGAUGAAUUGAAUAAGCGGCAGAUUCAAGUUUCAUACUUCACAUCUAAUUCUAGAGAGGAGGAGUUUAAGGAAAACUCCAAAUCUGUGAUUCCUCUCUUCUCCGUCACAUACUUCCUGGCCAUAAGUUUUUCAAUUGUAUCUUGCUUGAGGUUGGACUGUGUGAGGAACAAGGUGUGGGUGGCCAUCUUUGGUGCUCUAUCUGCAGGCCUAGCUGUGCUGUCCAGUUUCGGGUUGUUGCUGCUCUGUGGAAUGCCCUUUGCCAUGACUGUGGCAACUGCUCCUUUCUUAAUACUGGGAAUUGGUGUUGACGACAUGUUCAUCAUGAUUUCCUGCUGGCAGCAGACUCAAGUUCAUGACAACGUAGAGGACCGUAUGGCAGCUACAUACAAAGAGGCAGCUGUCUCUAUCACCAUCACAACACUAACUGAUGCCGUGGCCUUCUAUAUUGGUCUGUUAACUCCCUUUCGUUCUGUACAAUCCUUUUGUAUGUAUACUGGCACAGCUGUCCUGUUCUGUUACUUGUACAAUAUUACCUUCUUUGGUGCAUUUCUGGCAUUGAAUGGGAGUCGUGAAAAGGGCAACAGACACUGGCUGACAUGCAUGAAGGUUCCAGAACCAGAGGAUAGUCCUGAAAAGUACAAUAUCUGUUGUGUAGGAGGGGCAUAUGACCAGGAAACGGGAAAAGAGGAAGUUAUGCCAAUUAACAACUUCUUUAAGAUGUACUAUGGGCCAUUUCUAACAAAGACUUGGACCAAGGUGUUUGUGAUCCUGCUCUAUGCUGGAUAUUUGGGCUCAAGUAUCUAUGGUUGCUUCCAAAUCCAAGAAGGCAUAGACCUUAAAAACCUAGCAGCUGAUAGCUCAUACGUGGGUAGCUAUUACGAUAAUGAGGACCAAUACUUUUCAGAGUAUGGUCCAAAUGUUAUGGUUGUUGUGACUGACAGUAAGUUUCAAUAUUGGGACAAAACUGCUCGAAAGCGUCUUGAUAAUUGUCUUGAACGUUUUGAGAGUCUAACGUUGGAUGGUCGAUCAUUGGUUGCAAAGAAUAUGACUCUUUCUUGGCUUAAUGAAUAUGUGAAAGUUAUAAAUCCAAAUAACGAAACCAUUUUCAUGGAUAGUUUACCUGCGUUUUUACAACGAUCAGAUUUCACACAAGAUGUGAAUAUUUCAAACAAAGUCAUAAUUGCCUCGCGUAUGUUUAUUCAGACAAUCAACGUCAGUACAGCCGUUGAUGAAAAGAACAUGUUGAAUAAGCUUCGAGAGACAGCUAAUGGUUGUUCAGAAAAGUUGGUUGUUUACCACCCUGCUUUCAUAUACUUUGACCAGUAUGCAGUCAUUGUUAGUAAUACCAUCCAAAACAUUGUGGUUGCCACUCUUGCCAUGCUGGUGAUCUCCCUCAUGUUGAUCCCCAACCCCAUAUGUUCUCUGUGGGUGACCUUUGCCAUUGCCUCUGUCAUAGUGGGUGUUGCUGGUUUCAUGGCAUUAUGGGAUGUCAAUCUAGACUCUGUAUCCAUGAUCAAUCUUGUCAUCUGCAUUGGUUUCUCAGUGGAUUUUUCUGCUCACAUUUCCUAUGCUUUUGUCUCAAGCAAAGAGGUCACCGCUAAUAAGAAGGCUGUAGAUGCUGUCUAUCACUUGGGGUAUCCCAUCAUACAGGGAGCUGUGUCUACUAUUUUAGGAGUGGUGGUGCUGUCUGCUGCUGAGAGCUACAUCUUCAGAACCUUCUUUAAGAUCAUGUUCUUGGUCAUUUUGUUUGGGGUACUUCAUGGCAUCGUUUUCAUCCCUGUGUUUCUGACCUUCUUUGGGAUAUGCAAUUUUAAUUGA
This is a messenger RNA of Salvelinus namaycush (lake trout), 2511 nucleotides long. RefSeq names its product patched domain-containing protein 3-like. Gene Ontology annotation, cellular component: membrane. NCBI's taxonomy places the organism in Eukaryota, Metazoa, Chordata, Actinopteri, Salmoniformes, Salmonidae. The record is from RefSeq and is a predicted model, not a curated record. The coding region runs from base 1 to 2511 and encodes 836 amino acids. The transcript has 4 exons.